Vicia villosa (hairy vetch) is the source of this 1014-nucleotide messenger RNA. RefSeq names its product glycine-rich cell wall structural protein-like. The transcript has a single exon. Lineage: Eukaryota; Viridiplantae; Streptophyta; Magnoliopsida; Fabales; Fabaceae. The record is from RefSeq and is a predicted model, not a curated record. The coding region runs from base 1 to 1014 and encodes 337 amino acids.
AUGAGAGUUUUUUCUAAUGACUUUGUUGUGGUUGCGUUUGUUCUGUUUAAUGUUCUACUUGUUAGUGACUUGUUUGAAGUGGCGGAUGGUAGACAAGUUAAGGAUGAUAAGCAUUUGAUUCGUCCACCACAUUUGUUAGGUCCUAGAUUUAAACAUGGUAGGUUUGGAGGUGGGGGUAUUGGUGCUGGUGGAGGUUUAGGACUAGGUGGUGGCAUUGGUGGAGGAGGUGGAGUUGGUGGUGGCAUUGGUGGGGGUGCUGGAGGAGGUGGAGGACUUGGAGCAGGAGGUGGUGGUGGUUUAGGAGGUGGAGGUGGUCUUGGAGGUGGUGGUGGUCUAGGAGGUGGAGCUGGUCUUGGUGGUGGUGGUGGUUUAGGAGGUGGAGGUGGACUUGGUGGCGGUGCAGGUGGUGGUUUAGGACAUGGUCUUGGAGGUGGCAUUGGAGGAGGAGCAGGUGGUGGUCUAGGAGGUGGAGGUGGAGCGGGAAUUGGUGGUGGUGGUGGACUCGGACACGGUCUUGGUGGUGGCGUUGGCGGAGGAGCAGGUGGUGGCAUUGGUGGGGGUCUAGGAGGUGGAGGGGGACUUGGUGGAGGUGCCGGUGGUGGACUUGGUCACGGUGUUGGUGGCGGGAUUGGUGGAGGUUCAGGUGGUGGACUCGGAGGAGGAGGUGGACUUGGUAGUGGUGGUGGGCUUGGUCAUGGUGUUGGAGGUGGCAUUGGUGGUGGGGCAGGAGGCGGGGUUGGUGGUGGAGCAGGAGGUGGCGGUGGAAUUGGCGGUGGAGGUGGAUUAGGCCAUGGCAUUGGAGGAGGAGCAGGAGGUGGAGGUGGUAUAGGUGGUGGGGGCGGAGCUGGUGUAGGCGGAGGAGGAGGUUUUGGUGGUGGGGCUGGUGGUGGUGCAGGGGGAGGUGUUGGAGGAGGAAUUGGUGGUGGUGGAGGCGGUGGUUUUGGUGGAGGAGGCGGCAUUGGAGUAGGUAUUGGAGUUGGUGCCGGUGGUGGAAUUGGUGGUGGCAACAAGUAG